GGAACCUGCUCAGUCUUUAUUGGGACAAGGACGGAAUAAAAUAGAACUGCAAAGGAUUUGACUUCUCCUCAUUGUAGCCUACCCAACAUGCGAGAGAAGGGGAGCCUCUAUGAUUAAAUUAGGUAAAUGAUUCAGCUGCGCUGGCCUGGCGCGUUAAAAGAUUGUACCGCUAUGAUUAUCGCACUUGACACUGAACAUUGUCUUAAGGAUGCAGUAUUUGAUUUACGAUUUUAACAGAGGUCGGUAGUUAGUCUGUUUGGCGCAGAGUGCAUCUAUCGCGGAAGGGUUUCUGUCUGUGGCCGGUCCCACAUGCAUGUUUGCCUACUGGAUUUUGACUUAAUCAACAGGUACUUGUGACUCCUUGCAUGCGGUCUUGAGUUGUCUUGGAGAAAAGAACGCACUUGACUCGGUGGUAUUCCCCAACUAAAGAUUGAGCGUUGUUAUUACUGAGUUAUACAUGAACAAGGCUCCUCAAAAUCACACUCAUGGCAACACUGUAGUGACUUUUACUCGCGCUUUGCUGGUGUCACUUAAGUUUUUUUUAUUACUGGAAGUAAUGUAAAGUAAUUUUCUGCUAUAGAUUAAAAACGUGACUAGGACUUUCUAUUCAUUUUCAUUCCUUAGGCACUAGGCCUAAGAGGCACUUGGCAUUUAGAUAGUAUUUAGGUGAAAGGUGCUGAUUUUCAGUAACAGAUAGGUGACAAUGUCCUUGAGUCCCCACAAUGGCGCUCUGGCAUCUGUAAAAUGGUGAGGGCCCUGCUCUCCCCUCCGCGGUUCAUGGAUGGUCGUGUAGUGCGUGCCAUUAGUUACACGCAGAUGACAUGGGGUGUGUCCAGAGUGGGAGCUGCAAACCGCGUUUCUGUGACUCUAUCUCGGUGCUCGAACUGAGCGCCUCAAUCGACCCGAACCCGACAACCGUCGAUGAGACGUCAGACGUGGUCCUGCGCUACCGGACCCCCUAUUUCCGGGCCUCCGCUCAGGUUCUGGUUCCGCCUGUGACGAAGAAAGAGAUCUGGACCGUGGGAUGGAUCCAAGCCUGCAAUCAAAUGGACUUCUACAACCACUAUGGGAAUGAGGGGCUGUCCAGCUGGGAGCUCGCCGACCUGCGUGCGGGCCGCGUGACCGCCAUGAGUGACUCGGACGGCGUCAGCUACCCGUGGUACGGCAGCACCAGCGAGAUCUUCACGGUGGUGGGCCCCACCCGGCGCGAGACGCGGCUCACCGUCUCCAUGAACGACAACUUCCACCCCAGCGUGACCUGGAGUGUGCCCAUCGCCACGGUGGGCAGCCCCGCCCAGCUGACGGGCAUCCGACGGGACCAGCGCUUCACCACCUGGCUGGUGGCGCGUAACGAGGGCACGGGCGAGGUCACGCUGCUGCGCACGCUGCACUGGAGGAUGCGCGUCCGCAUCGACGUCGACCCCUUUCAGCCGCUGGGUCGGAGAGCCACGCUGCUGGAGCCCCUGCUUCAGGAGCAGCCUCAGGUGCUGCCCAAGAACGAAGUGGCCAUCCCUCCCACCGCCCUGGACAAGCCCAACGCCAACGACGCACAGAUGCUCAUCUGGAGGCCCAGCAACGCCCAGCCUAUCAUGGUCAUACCGCCCAAGUACACGCCCACUCCUUAGCCAAUCCUGGCUCAUCAUACUGGACGUACUACAUGCCUGGUCCUUAGCCAAUGAAGACUCUUCAUGCCGGCCAGGCACAUGCCAGCUCCUUAACCAGCCAUGGCUCAUCCUACUGCCGGGGUGGGAAACCUAUAACUCGAGGGCCGUCUCAUCCGGCCCCCGAUAUAAUUUCAGUGCAGCUUCAAAUGGAAUGGAAAUUUGCAAUACAAUUUAGUUAUAUUUCAGGGGACCUAGAGAAGGUGGUGGGGUCUGUUGUAAAGGUGGCCACCUACAAUAUAGGCCUAAAUUGUAGGGAGAAAUUCUGGUUUGUGGUCAUAGUACGGCCCUUGGAGGACUUAUAUGGCCCUUGGAGGAAUUUGAAGUGGUCCUUCGAAUGGAAAAGGUUCCCUACCCCUGGACUAAAGAAAGGUACAAAAUGCAAGUACACAUUCUCCUUACAGACUACAGAAAUAUGCCCUGCCAAUUACAUCACCAUUUCAGUGGUUGCUGUCAUCAUGUUUACUAUUUCAUUUUCAGUUUGAAAGCCAAAUGUGAACUGUGGAGGACAUUGCCCCUUCUGAGGUUCUUUGUACCUGAUUGCAAUAAUGUCUGCAGCUGUACUGCUUUUCACUGCAGCUGUACAUGUGUGUGUGUGUGUGUGUGUGUGUGUGUGUGUGUGUGUGUGUG
This is a messenger RNA of Engraulis encrasicolus (European anchovy), 2291 nucleotides long. RefSeq names its product family with sequence similarity 78 member Aa (gene fam78aa). Lineage: Eukaryota; Metazoa; Chordata; Actinopteri; Clupeiformes; Engraulidae. The record is from RefSeq and is a predicted model, not a curated record. Bases 822 to 1625 code for a protein of 267 amino acids. The transcript has 3 exons.